UCCUCCUCUCUGCCACCUUCCCAGAGCCCUGUGUCUUUUAGGGCAGGUUCCCACAUGUUCACUCACCUUAAAGGUGUUUUGCCUCACUCGCUCAGCUGUCUAUUUCAAAAUUGCUUACAUGUUGCUUUUCAGAAGAAUUCAGAGAUACAAAAGGAGGAUGACUGCUUCUAAAGUCUAGAUUUCAAAAUCAAAAUAGUAGAAGCCUAGGACCUUGAUGCUGUAUGAAUUCUUCAGUUGCUGUUCAGGGUCUUUUUGAGGGGUAGGCUGCUGGUGAGCUACUUCUAAAUCAGACACACCUUUGGGUUGGGCUAUUUUGGAAACUAAGUAAUUGAUGAGGCUCAAGGUAUGGUCUGCUAGGAACAAGUGAUUUUAUUGUGUGUUUUUACACGUACUUUGAUCAGCUGAUGCAGUUGACUGACAGUCUCCUCUGUAAGUAACUGAGGGUGGAGGAGUGGUGACCUGCAGUCAGCCUUUCCUGACUUUUUCCCAAAGUGGGGAUUGCUGGAUUUCAGGCAGCUGGGCAAGAGAGGAAAAGGGACGUGAUAUGGGGGUGCCUUUAUUUGGGGAGAGCAAUCCCUUUUAUUCCCGGAUAUGGAAUGGACUAAGUCAGAAGCUGCAAGGCAAAAAAUCCUGGGAUAAACAUCUGGAUGAAAUCAACUUACUCCAGCAGAAAAGAAUCUGGGAAUCCCCACUCCUCCAGGCUGCCAAAGAGAACAACCUUGCUGCCAUUAGGAAACUUCUCACUGACGGAACAUGCGAUAUCUAUCAGAGAGGCGCGGUGGGAGAGACUGCCCUUCAUGUAGCUGCCAUGUACGAUAACUUGGAGGCUGCAGUGGCUCUGAUGGAAGCAGCUCCUGAGCUUAUCAAUGAGAGGAUGACAUCAGAACUUUAUGAAGGGCAGACAGCUCUCCACAUUGCAGCAGCCAACCAGAACACCACGUUGGUCAAGGCUUUGCUUAAGAGAGGAGCCAAUGCCAGCACAGCAAGGGCCACUGGGCACUUCUUCAGGCGCAGCUCCCAGAACCUUUUCUAUUUUGGAGAGCAUGUUUUAUCAUUUGCUGCCUGUGUGGGGAAUGAGGAAAUUGUGCAGCUGCUCAUUGAAAAUGGAGCUGACAUUAGAGCUCAAGAUUCUCUGGGUAACACUGUUCUUCACAUCCUGGUUCUCCAACCUAAUAAGACGUUUGCCUGCCACAUGUACAGCCUGAUACUUUCCUAUGACAGGAGCAAAGAGGGACCAGGGUCACUUGAACUGAUUCCUAACAAUGAGGGGCUUAGUCCAUUCAAACUGGCUGGAGUUGAGGGCAACACUGUGAUGUUUCAAUACCUUAUGCAGAAGCGGAAGCAGAAUCUCUGGUCCUUUGGCCCCUUGAGCACUGUGCUGUAUGAUAUCACAGAGAUUGACUCCUGGGCUGAAGAUCAGUCCUUCCUUGAGCUCAUAGUGUCCACCAAGAAGAGAGAGGCACGCCAGAUCUUGGACUUAACACCUGUGAAGGAGCUGGUGAGCCUGAAGUGGAACAUGUAUGGUCGUCCCUACUUCUGUUUCUUGGCCUUAUUCUACAUCCUCUACAUGGUCUGCUUCACCAUGUGCUGCGUCUACCGCCCCCUGAAACCCCGAACAGGCAACAGAACCAGCAGCAGGGACAACACAAUCUAUGUCCAGAAAAUGCUUCAGGAAUCAUAUGUGGCAUAUGAGGAUGAGCUGAGGCUGGUGGGGGAGCUGAUCACCGUCAUUGGAGCUGUAGUAAUUUUGGUCCUUGAGAUUCCAGAUAUCCUUAGAGUUGGAGCAGCGAAAUACUUUGGACAAACAAUCCUAGGAGGGCCUUUCCACAUAAUUGUCAUCACUUAUGCUUGCAUGAUCCUGGUGACCAUGGUGAUGCGUCUCACCAGCACAACUGGGGAGGUGGUGCCCAUGUCCUUCGCCCUGGUGCUGGGAUGGUGCAACGUCAUGUACUUUGCACGGGGCUUCCAGAUGCUCGGACCUUUCACCAUCAUGAUCCAGAAGAUGAUAUUUGGAGAUCUCAUGCGCUUUUGCUGGCUCAUGGCUGUGGUGAUAUUGGGGUUUGCAUCAGCUUUUUACAUCAUCUUCCAGACAGAGAACCCUGAAAACCUUGGGCAGUUCUACAACUAUCCCAUGUCCUUGUUCACCACUUUUGAGCUGUUCCUCACCAUCAUUGAUGGCCCUGCAAACUACGAUGUGGACCUGCCCUUUAUGUACAGUGUGGUGUACUUUGCUUUUGCCAUCAUUGCCACCCUCCUGAUGCUCAACUUGUUAAUUGCCAUGAUGGGUGACACCCACUGGAGAGUGGCCCACGAGCAGGAUGAGCUCUGGAGAGCCCAGGUUGUUGCCACUACUGUCAUGUUGGAGCGGAAACUGCCACGGUGCCUCUGGCCUCGCUCGGGAAUCUGUGGGCGGGAGUUUGGGCUGGGGGACCGAUGGUAUCUCAGAAUUGAAGACAGGAUUGAUCCCAACAAACACAAGAUGAUGCGGUACACGGAGGCAUUUAAGGCUCAGGAUAGGGAUAACUAUGACAAAGGCUCAGAAAAGCUGGAAACCAGCGGGGACACCCUGUGCAAGAAGGAACUGUCUGCUCUGUCACUGUCACGGAGCACAUCCAGAACUAGUUCUCACCGUGGCUGGGAGAUCCUGAGGCGCAACACCUUCCGCCAGCUUUGUGGAGAGGUCGGUCCUGCCGUGGAUGAGGAGGUGUAUGAUGUCUAAGAAGCCUCUAUUUUCA
Cyanistes caeruleus (blue tit) is the source of this 2735-nucleotide messenger RNA. The record is from RefSeq and is a predicted model, not a curated record. NCBI's taxonomy places the organism in Eukaryota, Metazoa, Chordata, Aves, Passeriformes, Paridae.